AUUUAGACAAGGUCCCCUCGGCAUAACUACGAAUGGACUCUUCCACUUUCCCUGUGCAUUCUGGGACCUCAAUGGACGGCCAUUGAUCAUCCAAAACAGCCGCUAUCGACGCCAAAAAGUGCAGAAAAUCAAGCUCAUACUCCGAAAACCACCAGAACAGGAUGCUGAGAUGGCGACGCUGGAGGAGUUAGAUAUCGACGUGGUGGAUCACUUCCAGUCCAUCGUGUCCAGUCUGAACACGCAGCGUCAGCAGGGGCACCUGUGUGAUGUCACCGUUAUCGUGGAGGGACAGCGCUUCCCCGCGCACAAGGGCGUCCUGGCAGCCUGCAGCGCGUACUUUGCAGCAGGGUUCGACCAACCACAGAAGGUACUGGAGGUAGAACUGACUGAGGUGAGUGCAGCAGGGUUCCAUGAUGUGCUGGACUACAUGUACACGGCCAAACUGGACCUGGACUCCAACAGGAUAGAUGCCAUCUAUGAGACUGCUCAGGUCCUACACAUGAAGGCAGUGCUGAAUCUGUGUUCCCAGCAGUUCAAGCCUCAGGUUCAAGGUCACAAUGCAAGUAACCUUGACCUUCACGAGUCAACAGCCUCCAUGGCGGCACAGCUUCUCAGCCUCGGGUCACAGGAGGGUCAGAGGUCAGACAAAGGUUACCUGGAUGGUGCAGCAGCCAACAACUUGGGCGAGACGAGUGCUUCCUCUCAACGGACAUAUGACCCUGUCGAUGUGGGAUUUGAGGAUGUUUCGGACGAUGACAAUGACUCAUCGUUGCAGAAAACACCCCAAACACCUGAGAAGACAGAAGAAAAGGACAGCGAGCUUGGCAGUAUCCGAACGUCGAUAGUCCAUCUUGACUCCACGCGCACGCUCAAGAUCCUGUACUGCCCGACCUGUGACAAGCCUUUCAAGGGGAUGGGGGAGCUGCGACAGCACUUCCGCACACACUCCAAGGAGAGGCCGUACGAGUGCCCGGUGUGUAAGGCUCGCUUCAUCCAGCAGGGACACCUGUCAGGCCACAUGAAACUGCACAACCAGAAGGAGGACAGGUCUAUCAAGUGUCCGGUUUGUGAAGCUGGGUUUGUUAAUGAGGCUACGUUGAAGAGGCACCUGAACAGUGUUCAUCCCACCUACACAACCACCAAGAAAGGUUCUCUCCGCAGCAAGACAAAAGCUGAGCUGAAGGAGGCCAUCAAAGUCAAGAAGAGGGGCAACAUCGCCGAGGCAGUGCAAAAAGAAGAGGCAAUGAAGAAGAGGGAGGAAAGCCAGGAGGAAGAACAGGAAGAAGAACAAGAGGAUGAGGAGGAUGUAGAUGAUGAUGAAGAUGAAGAUGAGGAGGAGGAGUUGGAAGAAGAAACAUUGGAGGAGGAAGAAGGAGAGGAAGAUGUUAAGGAUAAGGACUGGAAACCUCCAGGUGGAAGGAAAGGAAGCAAGCCCCCUGCACGGACUGGAGUAGUUUUGAGAAAGAAAAGAGGACCAAAGCCUAAAGAUGGCAUGGAAGUUCAAUGGACCACGAGUACUAUGAAGGUGGAAGGUGGUGUAGCUGUGAGGGUGUACAGGUGUAACUACUGUGACAAGGUGUGCUCCAGCACCUGCAACAUGAAGCAGCACAUUCGCACACACCACACCUUCGAGCGGCCCUACGAGUGUGAUGUGUGCGGGGCAAAGUUCAAGCAGCGUGGCCACCUUUCUGACCACCACAAGGUCCAUGCUGACAGAAAGAACUGUCCCUACAAGUGUGACAACUGUGGAGCCAGUUUUGUGAAGCUGCACGCCCUGUCACGCCACAUCCGUAAGAUGCACAAGGAGCAGGCCCACAGACUGUCCACGUGUGAGCUGUGUGACAAGACCUUCCCUCGUCCUGCCAUGAUGAGGGUACACAUGCAGACAGACCACAAAAACUACAGACCCUUUGGCUGUAGCGAGUGUGACAUGACAUUCCCAACCGUGGGGCGUCUCAACAAACACAAGGAGAUCCACGUCCCUGAUCGCAAGCACGAUUACCAGUGUGAGAUCUGUGGCAAGAUGUACCUGACCAAGGCUGGUCUUAAUAACCACACACGCCAUCACACAGGAGAGAAGCCCUAUGCCUGUGACCAGUGUGAUGCUAAGUUUGCAGAGUCCAACAGUCUGAAGGUGCAUAAGCUGAGGCACAGUGGGGAGAAACCCUUCCUGUGUGAUGUGUGUGGUGCAGCCUUCACCUAUCCCAACUCUCUCAAGACACACAAACUCCUGCAUACAGGUGAGAUGCCGUACGAGUGUAAGGAGUGCGGUAAGCGGUACCAUAACCAGUCUGCGCUGAUCCGCCAUGUCAAGCUGCACUCCGGCAUGAAGCCGUUCGUCUGUCCCGACUGUGGGAAGGGCUUUGUGUACCACGGGGAGAUGACCAGGCACAGACGCAUUCACACCGGAGAAAAGCCAUUUGUGUGUGACGUGUGCGGCUCAGCCUUCUGCUACUCCUCCCAACUGAGAGAACACAAGAAGAUCCACACAGACGAGCGUCCCCACCAGUGUGACUUCUGUAAACGCAGGUUCAGGGCAUCCAACCAGCUCAAACGCCACAGGUACACCCACACAGGAGAGUUUCCUCAUGUUUGUGAUAUUUGUGGGAAGGGGUACACUCGCUCAGACAAGCUGAAGGACCAUAAGAAACAGCACGCCAAGGAGAGCAGCGGUGCUGCCGUGCCCAAGGCACCUCGUGCACCCAGGAAACCUAAGGAGACUAUCUCAUACAACAAGGCUCCUAUACCAACUGUCCUUACUCAGACACCACCACCUCCUCAGAUGCCCCAGCAGCCUCCCCCACCCCCACCCCAGCAGCAGCAGCAGCAGCCGGGGUCCUACCCCCCUGUCCAGACCUUCAACACCCCCGGGGCCAUGGCACGCUCCUACGGCAGCCUCACCAUCCCCGUCAGCUCCAUCAGCCAGGCACCCCCCAUCUCCCCACACCCUCGGGCAGACAUGACCCACCCCUCGCCCAGCCCCCUCCCCACACACGCCCCUCCCCAGCCCCACCACCUGCAGCACCACCAGGGGUACGAUGUGGGGAUGGGGGGUGUACCCACGAGCCACCAGGGUGGGGGGCUGUACAUCCCCUCCAUCGUGCCCCAACUCAUGCUCAAUCCAACCAAUGAGGAGAGGUAUUACAUGCAGCAACAGCUUCAACAACAAUGAGAUAGUAUCACUGAUUGGUUGCAGAACUUUAUGGAAAAAUCAUUGACCUUUAUAAGUCAAUAAAAUAAGUUAAUAGUGGUAUAGACUUGUGAAUCCGUAUGUUGACCAAUGUACUGUACACAAUACAAACAUGAUAGUAUGUUACACAUACAAAAUCAUAGCUGUAAUUAAAUGUAGAAAAUGUUAUACUUGUAGACCUAUGUCCCGUUGCAUAUUUUACUAAAACUUUGUAUCUUGAUAGUCAAACAUAACUGCUAUGAUCAAUGUAAUGUAACUGGCACCAAUCACUAAAUCAUAUAUCUAAACUUGUUUUGGUAAAACACUUCUUGAAGUUGUGCUAUAGUAUACAACUACAUGUAACAACAAGUGAUGCCUUGGUUCUUCUAAGUCAUUCUGUUUCAUGCUUGUAUUUGAUGGUAAGGGCAUAUCUGUUUAAAAAAAAAACUAUCAGUGUUUUAACUUGUUUUGGCAAUACAUGUAUAUACAGUAAUAUUUUUACUUAUAGUUCUCAGUACAUAUCCAGUUGACCAAUGAAUGCUGUGACUGUGACUGACCCUUUGUUGUAAAAGACAGGGAAAAUAUAUAGCUUCUCACAAUGGCUGGCAUUACUUCUCUUUUGUUACAUUGGUAAUCACUAUGUAAUGUCACAUGUUGCAUUCUAUACUUAUAUGUUUAAAGAGGUGCUUCUUUUCAGAAAGAUAUAAUACAUGGUCUUGAUCAUGAUAUGAAAGUAUAACAAGUCAAAAGGAAAUACUUUGCCUAUCAGUGUUUUUUACGAUUGGCAAACACAAAUUAUUGCUUGGUUUUGGCUCCCUGCAGAAAAUAGUGGGAGACUUCACCACGUAGAAAUGCUCCGUACGUUUUUAUUAUGUUUUAUCUAGAUGGAGUCCAUGGAAUGGACAUCAGUUAUGAUUUUGGAAUGUUUUUCCCAGUUUUUGUUAACUUACCUUUUUUAAGUUAAGCAGCAACAUUUGUAAUAGGCUUGACGUACGUGUGAAAAACAAGAUUAUAAGUACUUAGCAUAAAUAUUUCUAGUAUAAGGCCCAGAUGUAUGUUUAGGCAGGAGCAAAUAACACUAUUAUUAGUAAAGAAAUUAUUUUACUUUCUACAAAAUGUUGUGGACCAAAAUCUUGCUUUACAAAGAUUGCAAUGGUAAAUAUAAACAUGAAGGAUUUAAGAUUGUGCAACUGAUGAUAAGUUUUGGUAUUUGAAAUGAUGUCAGAACAUCAGUAGGCACACGAUUAUAGGUGAUUGCUUAUCUUGUAUAUGUAAAAUUUCUGUGAACUUUUAUCCAUGGAAAUGCCAUAACCAUAAUAUGAUGUUGCUGAGAAGUGCAGAAAUAUUACUUGUUAGUUUAUUAUGGUUUAUAUCUCAGAGUCAAACUGAACUAAAUUCACUGUUUAAUUCAUCCAAUAUGUUAUGUAGGAAAUUGUAUGUGGCAUGUCUAUUUUAGUGUUGUCAUUUGUCAAAAGGGGUGCAUCAGUUUGUCUAUAUUGAGUCUGUAAUUUGUGUAUUGACUUCUCUGAUGAUAUUUAAUGAUAUAAAAAGUCUUAUUGUCUUUUGUGCUGUCAAUGUAUUAUCUGCCAUAUAUCGUACAUAAAUGAAGAUGCACAUUAAUGUUAUUAAACUGAAGUAGCAGUA
This is a messenger RNA of Branchiostoma floridae (Florida lancelet), 4813 nucleotides long. Its product is annotated as zinc finger protein 420-like. The transcript has 14 exons. The record is from RefSeq and is a predicted model, not a curated record. Gene Ontology annotation, molecular function: protein binding. Lineage: Eukaryota; Metazoa; Chordata; Leptocardii; Amphioxiformes; Branchiostomatidae. Bases 170 to 3172 code for a protein of 1000 amino acids.